AUGGGCGGCUCGUGGAAACCGUACCUGUAUGGCAUUGCACCAUGCACGGGAGGUAUCGCAUUUGGAUAUGAUACGGGGUCAAUGAGUGGAAUUCUUACGAUGACUCAAUUCCUGGUCUAUAUGAACUAUCCCGGAAAUUUCCUCCAAGGUGGUAUCACUGCAUCCAUCCAAGCUGGCUCAUUUGCCGGAUCGCUUCUGACAGGUGCUUUCCUUGCCGAUCGACUUGGCCGUCGUAAGACUAUUCUGCUGGGCUCUUUGAUAUUCACAAUAGGAGUGGCUGUUGCGACCGCAGCAAACGGUGUUACUGCUCUCGUCGCAGGCCGUGUGAUCAAUGGAUUAGGAAAUGGUUGUUUGGCCAUGAUGCACCCCCCUAAGAUUCGCGGCCGGAUUGUUUCAUUUCAGCAAUGUUGUAUCAACUUCGGUAUUCUCAUCGCAUUCUGGAUUCAGUACGGCUCAAGCUUUUUAUCUGGGGAUGCUUCAUGGCGUCUAGCAAUUGGACUACAAAUGAUUCCAACUGUCACUCUACACGUGACCAUGUAUUUCAUGCCAGAGUCUCCUCGAUGGCUUGCGCAGCGCGACGAACACGAAAAAGCAUUGGAAGCCUUGGCAAGAAUGCACUCGGAUGGUGAUAUCAAUGACCCCUUCGUGCAAGCUGAGCUAGCGGAGAUUGAGGCAAAAAUCCAGUGGGAGAGACAGAACCCGCCUCCAUCUUACAUUCAAAUGUUGGUUGGAAAGGAUCGCCGUCGGACCUGGUUGGGUAUUGGAGUGCAAUUCUUCCAACAAGUUACCGGUGUCAAUGUAAUCAUGUACUAUGCAGUGUUCCUCUUCGAACAGGCUGGUAUCAGCUCAACCCGCGGCUCGCUUCUAGCAAACGGUAUCCAGGGCGCUGUUUUGAACGUUUUCACUUGGCCGAAUAUGUACUGGAUGGAUACCUGGGGUCGUCGUACUCCUAUGGUCAUUGGAGGAUUUGGUAUGGGGGUUGCGAUGAUGUUGAUUGGAACAAUCAUGAAGACUAAAGGAAACCCGGUAUAUGAUUCUCUAACUAAGAAAACAAAUUUCGAUUUCACAAACGGCAAUGCCUCGAAUGCCGUUAUCGCAUUUGUAUAUGUCUAUGUUAUGUGUUUUGCGUUGACAUGGGCUUGCGUUGCCUGGGUCUACCCACCCGAGCUAUUUACAACUGGCUCUCGUGGACGUGGAACAUCUAUGACAUCUGCAACAAACUGGUUUGUGAACUUUUGGUUUGCCCUUUACAUUCCAACAGCAAUGGACGAGAUCUCCUGGAAACUUUAUCUAAUAUUCAUGACUCUCUGCUUUACGAUGGCUAUCGUUGUCUUCUUUCUCUACCCUGAAACAGCAGGAAAAUCGUUGGAGGAGAUUGAUUUCCUAUUCUCGAAAGACAGAACUAUUUGGGUAUAUCGCGAUCGCCAAGCUCGUUGUGUUGGUGCAAUUUUCGAGCGCGACAUGGCACACGGAGAAGCUCUCACUGAUUUCGGUGGAAAAGGUCUUGGCACUACUCAUGUUGAUCAUGUGGAUUAG
This is a messenger RNA of Penicillium malachiteum, 1536 nucleotides long. RefSeq lists its product as uncharacterized. Gene Ontology annotation, cellular component: membrane. Gene Ontology annotation, biological process: transmembrane transport; carbohydrate transport. The coding region runs from base 1 to 1536 and encodes 511 amino acids. The transcript has 12 exons. The record is from RefSeq and is a predicted model, not a curated record. Gene Ontology annotation, molecular function: carbohydrate:proton symporter activity. NCBI's taxonomy places the organism in Eukaryota, Fungi, Ascomycota, Eurotiomycetes, Eurotiales, Aspergillaceae.